Molecule: messenger RNA, 1464 nt
Organism: Brenthis ino (lesser marbled fritillary)
Lineage: Eukaryota; Metazoa; Arthropoda; Insecta; Lepidoptera; Nymphalidae
Source: the annotation of a GenBank genome assembly
AUGUCAACGAAACUACACACGUUACGUGGCUCAUGUUUAUUCCUACUUUUUAUAUCACAAAUAACAUGCGAUUGGGUGGAAAUAGAACAGAAUAACUACAAACCGUAUCGAAAACUGACCAUAAAUACUGGCUACGACGACCAUAAAAGUCAAGUUGUGCCUCAGAAUGAAGAAACUACUAAAGAGAAUAAGAUUUACAGAAACCAUUCAGUGGAAAAACUGUGGAGUAAAGGAUUGGUUGAUAGAGUGAGCAACAUCGGAAACAUAAAAAGAAUACAAGGGCCCACAGUCAAAACCACCGCAAUUAAAGCAAAGCAGGAAGACACUGAGUUUAGUAAGAAUGCACCUGCAACGGAAAAAAUGGGUGAUACACACAAAUAUCGUGAACGCAUAAAUAUUCCGCAACGGCACUACUAUACGAACCGGCCACAUAUAUUAGAAGUAAAAAAUAAUCAAGAAGAAGAUUUUCGAAUUAAAGAAAGUAAACAUGACAAAAUAACUAACACUGGUAUCAAACUUGCAUCAAGUAUUAAGAGUUCAGUUAAUAAUUUUCAAUAUGAUAAUUAUAAUGAAGAGAAAGAUCCUGUUGUCAGUAUUAAUGCACCAAACAAAGUAAAACAAAUGCAAACUCUCCGUAAAAAUCUAUCCACAAAUGAAAAGACAAAAAUCCAUUCGAACGACGAAAAUGAUGAAUAUUACAACUCUAAUUACCAAAGAGUUCAAAUCGGUCAACGAAGAACUUCACCAAGACCUAAUAUUUUCAACAUUGAAGAGCUAACUGCGAAAAAACAUAAAACAAUUAAUAAAUCACCAAGCAUUGAAAACUAUGACGUACAAAAUCUAGACCAACUUGAUGACAAUAAAUAUACCAACUUUUCUUUAUCGAGACCGUUUGGAGCAUAUAUUACUAAAAUAAACAAUACAAAUGAAAAUCGCAACGAUUUCAAAAAACGCCCAAUGAUUAUUAAAACUGAUAUUAACUCAGUCCCUGCAAUAAACAAUGAAGAAGAGGUACCAGUCCACCACCAGUCAGUGACUGAAGAGAUGCCUACUAACUCUGAAGAUAUAUCAAAAUCAAAGAAAAAGAAUCCGAUGGAUGGUAUGUUGAAACUAAUGAAAGUGGUUUCCGAUACCAUUUACAAAAACACACACAGAAGCUUCAAAAGUAAAGUGAAGUAUUUGGAAGGACUGAAAAGCACUAUACUGACAACAAUAGAAGGCCACGUAGACACUUUAUGGCCGGACGAUAAGGACCACACACGUCACACCCGCGAGGCUCGAGGGCACCUGGAAUUCCCCUCCUCAGAGAGUGCUCUUAUGUCGAUAUCUUUCUUAACAUUUGCUGUUUUCCUUAUUAAAUUGGUUUUGCAAGUGAUCCAUACAUACAAAGACAAGACGAUGUUGGUGGCGCCGACAGUGGUGUCAGCAGUGGGACGCGCUGCGAGAGCUAUUCGUAAUCAACAA